CCGCCACUCUAGUUACGAAGCAUACCGACUACAUCUCCCUCGCACCAAACGGUACCAUGCAGAAUGAUCAGGACGAAGUACCUACAGCUUCCAUUGCUGUAUGGAUUGGUCUCACCUUAGCCACAUGUCUCUCGUUCUGGGGUCAGGCGGUGGUGACCGAGGAACGCUUUGUACCAGCACUCAACGUGGUGGCGAAUCUGUUUUCUAUCCCAGAUGAUAUCGCCGGAGCGACACUCAUGGCAGCCGGCGCGUCAUCCCCCGAGCUCUUUUCCUCCUUUGUUUCCCUGUUCAUCACUCAUUCCAGCCUGGGGCUUGGAACGAUUGUAGGGUCGGAAAUUUUCAAUCAGCUCGUGAUCUGCGCUGGAGCCGUAUACGCCGCCAAGUCGGGAUCGCUUCAGCUCAAUCCAGCGAUCCUGAUUCGUGAAGUCGGCUUCUACGCUCUCGGCAUCGGACUUCUAUACUACGCACUUCGCGAUUCGGCUCCGGAUCCGACUGAUCCUUCCGGAGAAAACCACAUAUACAUUUCCUUCGGCGAAUCAGCCUUGGUCUUUGGCGGCUACGUAUUAUACGUCAUUGUGUGCGCUAAUAUGGAAAAAAUCGUUUCUUUAUUCGAUAAGGGGACGACCAGACGAGACGGAAUGGCCCAUUAUGGUGCGAUAGGCAACUUUUCCAAACAUGUUCUGGUAGGUAGCGACAUCCGCCAUUCUGUAAAGAUUGACAGCCUACCUUUUCUACAAAACCAAUCAUUGGCUCACCAAGAGCCUGCAGAGAAUUUUCACGAAUUGUACUUGGGUAGGAUGACAGAAAGAGCAUCCAUAUUUCAACGAACAGGUUCUUCGACGAUAAGCGAGGAUGUAGGAAACGGGAGCUUCGGUGGGAGUGCUCGCGGGACAAGUUUGCUGGAAAAAUCUUUACGGCACACAGAUCUUUUCAGACUUAUGGUGAAUGAGGUUAAGCCUAGUGAUCAACACGGGCUUUAUGAUAUGGAGAUCAAUAAGGUGGAAGGGCGGCUCUCUUGUUUCAUGUGGCAACGUUCCUAUUUCUACAACAAGGCCCGUAUGGCUACGCACGGUUGGCACUUGCGUUGGUUUACUCUGACGAAUCACAAAAUGGUGUCCGUUCCGGAUAGAACUGAUUUUGAAAAACACCGCAUAGUUUAUCCUCCCUUCACUGAAGUUUCGGUUGAUGAGGCUCGUCUCAUCAUUCGAAUCGAAAAUGAAGUUGGGAAACGCAAUUUUUACAUCAUGGCUCCGUCUGCUGAAAUCCUUGCCACUGUGGUACAGAAAAUGGACGACACCAUGCAAGGACACGAAGAAGUUGAAAGGCGGGCGACAAAUGGUACAGGUGACAGCGAGGACCUGGAUGCUACAGAAGCGGCGGAAGAUCAUGUACCUCUCAUUGAAUUACCAGUGGGAGGUUCAAACAUGGAAAUUGCCCUAUUCUUCCUGCUGUUCCCGUUACGAUACUUGAUUCACCACACAAUUCCUGACGUCCGAACUCUAGACCAUCACGGAAACCCAACGGCUACAUUGCCAAAAGCCUUACUUGCAUCUACAUCUUGUUUGGUGUGGUUGAUUGUAGGGUCUUACAUUAUGGUCGCUUCGUUGGAAGCAUUAGCUGCCUUGAUGGAUAUCCCAGAUGCGGUUGUUGGAGUUACGGUGUCCGCUGCAGGCACUUCAUUGCCAAACUAUGUUGCAUCCAGAGUAGCUGCACAAAAUGGUUUCGGAAAUAUGGCCGUCUCCAAUGCAUUCGGGAGCAACACGUUCAACAUCAUGGUAGGGCUUGGGUUGCCUUGGAUGCUUUACACCAGUAUUGGUACGGGUUUCCAGCCAUACCACGGACUGCGCGACGAAGGCAUAUUGCAGAGUGUCAUCGUUAUGGCGUCUGUUUUAAUGGUGUUUGUUGUUCUUGUCUCACUUUCCAAGUUCUUGCUCUACCGGUGGCAUGGAAUUGUUUUUGUUAUGAUGUAUGCUGGCUACCUCGCCUUUGCCAUUGGCCAGGUGUAUUUGUAAGAGGAGGCGAGACUUUCCCUCGGAAGCCAAGCCAGCUGUAUUGUUCCUACCUACUGUUCGAUGCCGUCCCCAAACUUGUUCUGCUUUAUCCCGGAUUUUAAACGGGUGUAUUGCCAUUGCCUUGUUGACUGCCUGUGACGUUCUAUUUUUAAAAGGUGUGGCUGUAUACGAGAAUCAGAAUUUGGGCGUUUUCACAUAUUAAAAGUGUUGAAAAAGUUUUGAUUCAUCUGCAGGAUUGAUUGUGUUUUAAUGAUGGAAAGUGAGAUUGUUUCUAAUUAAUGUAAGAGAUAGCAAUAUUU
Messenger RNA from Phaeodactylum tricornutum CCAP 1055/1, 2311 nucleotides. RefSeq lists its product with no specific name. NCBI's taxonomy places the organism in Eukaryota, Bacillariophyta, Bacillariophyceae, Surirellales, Neidiaceae. The coding region runs from base 57 to 2012 and encodes 651 amino acids. Gene Ontology annotation, biological process: calcium ion transmembrane transport; intracellular calcium ion homeostasis. Gene Ontology annotation, cellular component: membrane. The transcript is spliced from 2 exons. Gene Ontology annotation, molecular function: calcium, potassium:sodium antiporter activity; calcium channel activity. The record is from RefSeq and is a predicted model, not a curated record.